Messenger RNA from Lagopus muta (rock ptarmigan), 4193 nucleotides. Its product is annotated as amine oxidase [flavin-containing] B-like. The coding region runs from base 59 to 1624 and encodes 521 amino acids. The record is from RefSeq and is a predicted model, not a curated record. Gene Ontology annotation, molecular function: oxidoreductase activity. NCBI's taxonomy places the organism in Eukaryota, Metazoa, Chordata, Aves, Galliformes, Phasianidae. The transcript has 15 exons.
UGCCCGCCCACCGGAGCCGGUCCGGAGCCGUCGCCGCGACAGGGUGGGACGCAGCGCCAUGGCACAGAAAUGCGACGUGGUCGUGGUCGGGGGCGGCAUAUCAGGUCUCUCAGCUGCCAAACUAUUGACUGAGUCGGGCUUGAAUGUUGUGUUGCUGGAAGCCAAUGACAGGGUUGGUGGAAGAACCUUCACUGUAAAGAAUAAACAAGUUAAAUAUGUGGACCUUGGAGGAGCCUAUGUGGGGCCAACGCAGAAUCGCCUUCUACGAUUAUCUAAAGAGUUAGGAAUAGAGACAUAUAAAGUGAAUGAAGUUGAGCAGCUGAUACAUCAUGUCAAGGGUAAAUCUUACCCCUUUAAAGGUGCGUUCCCUCCUCUGUGGAAUCCAUUGGCUUACCUGGACUACAACAAUCUGUGGAGGACCAUGGAUGAAAUGGGAAAGGAGAUUCCCAACGAAGCCCCGUGGAAGGCUCCACAUGCAGAAGAAUGGGACAGAAUGACUAUGCAAGAUUUCAUAGAUAAAAUUUGCUGGACAAAGGCUGCCAAGAGUUUUGCAACUCUGUUUGUAAAUGUGGAUGUCACUUCUGAACCUCAUGAGGUGUCUGCUCUCUGGUUUUUGUGGUACGUGAAGCAAUGUGGGGGGACAGCCAGGAUUUUCUCAACAACCAAUGGAGGACAGGAGAGGAAGUUUGUUGGAGGCUCUGGACAGAUCAGUGAGAAAAUAAUGGAACGGUUGGGAGGUCGAGUGAAGCUGAAGAAACCAGUAGUCCGCAUUGACCAGUCGGGUGAAAAUGUCGUAGUGGAAACCUUGGAUCAUGAAUUAUAUGAGGGCAAAUAUGUGAUCAGUGCCAUUCCCCCAGUUCUUGGUUUGAAGAUUCAUUUCAACCCACCUUUGCCCCCAAUGAGGAACCAGCUCAUCAACCGAAUCCCGAUGGGCUCAGUCAUCAAGUGUAUUGUGUACUAUAAGGAAACCUUCUGGAGGAAGAAGGGGUAUUGUGGUACCAUGAUGAUUGAAGAUGAGGAUGCUGCAAUUAGUUUAACACUUGAUGAUACUAAACCUGAUGGCAGCUUUCCUGCUAUAAUAGGUUUCAUUCUUGCUCGAAAGUGUAGAAGACUGACCAAUCUCACAAAAGAAGAAAGGAAGACAAGGCUGUGUGAACUCUAUGCAAAAGUUUUGGGAUCAGAGGAAGCUUUACAUCCAGUGCAUUAUGAAGAGAAGAACUGGUGUGAAGAGCAGUAUUCUGGAGGCUGCUACACAGCCUACUUCCCACCAGGCGUAAUGACUCAGUACGGAAGGAUUCUUCGACAGCCCAUUGGCAGGAUCUACUUUGCUGGCACUGAGACAGCCACAGAAUGGAGUGGAUACAUGGAGGGGGCCAUACAGGCUGGAGAAAGAGCAGCCAGAGAGGUACUGUUUGCUAUGAGGAAAAUCCCAGACACUGAAAUUUGGAAGCCAGAACCUGAAUCGAUUGAUGUUCCAGCUUUGCCCAUCACAACCACCUUUUGGGAGAGAAACUUGCCAUCUGUACCAGGACUGCUAAAGCUGAUUGGGUUUUCCACUUUCUUCACCUCUGUGGCUGCUGCAGGGUUAUUUGCCUACAGAAGGGGACUUCUGGUUCGAAACUGAAAAAUGUGCCAGUGCAAAGCCUCACACUCACACUUCUUUUUCUAUGAGGUUUUUUUGGCAUGUACUUCCCUGCCUUCAAAGACAGGCCAGGAUUAGGGAAGAGGAGAAAACAGUAGAGAGAAGACUCUAGAGGGGAGGGUAAAUGAAGGGGAUCCAUAUUCAAAAAGAGCCCCUUGAAUCCAGGCCUCCUUCUAGCAGUAUUUUUUUUGUUGUUUUUUAAUUUCUAGGAAACCUUGCAAAGAAUUAUCACCUUGAGAUUUUUAUCCAGAUCUCAGAAUACAGGUGACAGAAUGCCUUGAUAAUACCUGUUUUGAGAAGAUUUCCAGUGAUUUUUACACAUAUAUCAUAACCAGACCCUGAAUUAUGAGUCUUCUUGGCACUUCCAUCUUUAGUUGAAAAAAACAAAAAACCAAAAAAACAUUUCUGCCCUCCUUUGUGGUAGACUGAGAAAAUAAAUCCAUAGCUCAAAGAAUAAUUGAUCAGUUAAUGUAAAUUUUUUGUGAGAAUCCCUUUAGUGAUUUUUUUUCUCUCUCUCAAAUGUCCAGAGCCCAGGUAGUACCUAAACAAGAAGUCAGGCUACCUUUUCAAAUGGUGGUCUAAAUGCAUUCAUUCCAGCUAUGCAAGUGUGGCCUCGGGUUGUUAGUAUUUCCAAUGGUGUCAUUGUCCUAUAGUAAGUUGAAGGAGAAUGUUUCUACUGCCUCUUGCAGUGAAGAUGAAUUUCAGGCUUCCUAUCUGUGCCUGAGUUCAUCCCUGUCCAGGAUCAGACCUUCUUGGCCUGGAAAACCAACAGACUCCAGACAACACCCGAUAUAGUGAGCAGCAUGGCUGGUCAGGCUGUUGGGCCUGAGUGUGAACCAGGGGCCUUAGGUUAAAUGUGAUAAUACAGACAAAGCAUUUUGAACCUUUGUCACCAUCUGACUUCUUUCUGACUCCAAGCCUCCCUUACCUUUUCAGCUCCCUAAAGGGAACUGCAAGACAGCAAGCAACUUCUGCUUAUCCCUGAAAGCUGUAGAGCUGUCCAUACAACACUUUUACCACUUUUCUUAUCUCCUUCUUUUCUUUCAACUGCUUAAAUUUAUACUUCAAACACGUUGAAGGUAGCUCUUGCCUAGUAGAGCACAAUGGGUUCAGAAAUAUAGUUUUAGCGUAACAAAUAAUACCCUUAUCUGUCCCUCAGCACUGCUUCAUGCUAAACACAGCUCAGCUGAUUCAGAGUUCCAGUCUCUCCUAACAACCAUGUUGACGUGAUUAGCACUUCCAUUUCUGCCUGCUGUGCAGUGUUGUACUGACUGCGCGCUGCUGGUGACUAAUCAGGGAUCUCAAUGAUGAAAAGAUCAAAGGGAACCAUGGGUCAGACAGUCACAUACUAGUGCUUCUGCCCUUCCUAGCUUGACAUCUUUCAAACAAUGCGAAACAAAAAGAAAGGGGGCAAGAAGGGCAAGAAACAAGUGGAAAAAAAAAGCCAGAAGAGAAACAAACCCAUCAACCCCAGCAGUACCUUAGAUGCCAACCUGCCAUCUCAGUAUUUCUACUAUUUCUACUGUUUAACAUCUGUGCGUGACAAAAGAGGAAGUCAGAGUUAUAAUUAAGAAAAGGAUUUGGCAUGGUACAUGAGAAAAAUUGGAUGGAAUUCUUCUGAGUCCAUGCUGCACUUCUGCGUUCAAUCAAUGGCAAUUUAUUUGCAAAAAAAAAAAAAAAAAAGUCCAAUUGCAUUUCAGUAAAAAGCUGUGAAGAGAAGUAUAAAGUAUAAUGAUAUACUCAGCAAAGGGGAAUGAACAGACAGUAGAGGAAAUUUACCAUCAGUCUCACGCAGACUUUCUGGGCCAGCGUCUGAUGUCCUUGCUUGUGCUGAGUAGUACUUUGCUCUCCAAAUAGUCCCAUGGAAAUCCACCGAACUACCUAUAAAGCUGUAAUAGUUGUGAGCAGUGCAUUGGUUUCUGGCCCUUAGGUUUCAUUCUUUUUAUCUUGAUGUGCCAGUUAAAAAUCUUCUUGUAGCAGCAACUUGGAUUUUAUCACAAAUGAAUAUCCUCAUAACAGCCUUUUAAAAUACACGGGGGAACUUUUCAGACAUAAAGAUCUUUAAGUCAGAAGAACAGUGCAGCACUGUACAUACGGCCUUCCUCGUUGUAUCGCAGCAAGCACUAAUUGGCGAGGACAUUUGCCUACCACAGAGUGUUUCUGCAUGGGCUUUCUUUCUCUGUGAAUUAUUUACGAAAUGAAUUAGAAACCCAGAGAAUGGGAGCUGUGUGAGUUCAGAGCUUUUGCAACUCAGAUGAUUAUCGGGCUGAAAAUAAGUGUGGAAACCUAAAUCUGGGGAGAUGUUCUUGAAGUCUUGGCCAAUAUUUCUAAGCAUUGUAUAGUGAACAAAUGCUUAACAUAUAAGGAGGAGUUACCUUUGCAGAUCAUUUCACUGCCAGCACUGGAGUUCAAGUCCGAUUUCUGCCCUAGAAAUAGUCUGCGUGGCUGGAAAGGGGAGUAAAUCUAUGAGAUUAAUGAGGGUAAAUUGUUUUUAUUUAUGUGCAAAAUGUGCAUUUUUCUUUUUUUCUCCUGCAUCUGUUACUUUUUUUUU